GUGACAUUUGUUGUUUAUAGAUUUUUCGCCCACAGCAGAUGUCUCGACCCUGGACAGAUAACAGAAAUACACAUUGCCACUCAAUCUGUAUUCAUCUUGUGACUUCUCCUUGGAAGAAGGAGAGAGGGACCCUAGGCGGGACGUAAAGGAGUUGAUGAAAUCCUGUUAAGACAGACAAUCAGAUGGUAUGGCCUCUGAGGACCCCCAAGACCAACUGGAUGAGGCUAUUAAAAAGGCAGGACGCCUUGCUGAGGAGCUCAACCAAGAGAAGGACCCACAAGCCUAACUGGACGAGGCCAUUAACGAGGCAAAAAGGCUGGCUGAGGAGCUCAACCCAGAGCGGGAAAAUAAGAAGAAAAAGACAAACAAGCCUCCAGGGAUUAGGUUCAGAUGGAGACAAAGGGAUGAGAGAGGACAGAUUGUUCCUCAAACCAGGAAGGCAACUACAUCCACUUCUCUUGGGCCAGUACAUCAAGAGCCAGACUAGUGCAACAUUUUGGGCCAGUCACUGAGGAGGAAGAAUCAGAUUGUUUCUUACCAUUGGACGUACCAGAGGUGAUAUGUUGUUGCCUGACAAGCACCAUCCAUGUUGGCCCUGGGAAACAUAUAAUCCUCGUAGGAAUAAAUGGUCACUACAAUGUCACAGUGCCUGUGCUGACCUGCACAACCUGUCUUAGCACCUGGACAGCAAACUUGGCAGAUCUGAUAAAGAAUGGGUACUGGCCUGCCACUGUCAACUGUGACACCAUACACCAGGUAGAUGUGUUCAGCUCUUUUGAGGAGCUGAAAGUGUCAAACCCAGGAAUGUCCCGUCUGGAGUUUAUGUGGAUUUUGGAGCAGCGAACUGACUUCUUUGGCAGGAACGGAAUGAUCUGUGGGGACACUUUUCAAAAAAGCUUCUUUGGGUGGAUGUACUGCCGCUCUGAAAUUGAUCAGGUCUGUGAUAUACAGUACAUUGACUGCCCAGCCUGUUCCCCCGGCAUGCUUGCAGUGUCAGUGGAUGGGAACAAGAAGCUGUAUCGAUUCAAAAAAGGGAUUAUGGAAAAGCGCUAUGUGGAGCAUCCCAGUGGACAGCAGCUAAAGAGUCGUCAAGGAAAACAAACAACAAACUUGAUGAAGAGGGACUCGGAAGUUGCCGUCUGCCGCCACGGAAUACUUCUAAGGAGCCUCAACAUGAUGCGGGGAGAGAUAUUUGCUGUUCUUGCAGAAGGAAUUGUCUGGCAGCAGGAACAUACAAUUCAAUUUGGCCAUCCUGACCAAAGUUGCCCUUCAUUGUCCAGAGCUCGCCACUCUUCUAGACAUGAAGCCACUUCUUUCCGUCACGCAUGCAAAGGCACAUCGUUUGAAAUGCGAGCAAGAACAGACAUGCUAACCAUCCAGGCCGCGGGGUGGAACAGAAGGAAGAACAACAUGCACAGAGUAUUGUCCAUAAGAUACUUGAAGACUACAGCAAAAAUCCAGGAGGAGACCCAGACUCUCGAAAAGUUUAAGAGUGAUUUGGGUGUAGGCGAUGAGACUCUGUACAACUGGACAACGGAAGUUCAGCAAUGGGCUAAUACAGAGGAAACAAAUGAGAACAUGGAUGGUCCCCAGGUACUACAGAGAACAAUUGAAGUCCUGUUUCUUAGCAUCAAACAAAGGAAACGGAACCUCUACCAUCAAACAGAUGGAUGCAAGAAAAGACACCUUCUGCACAGAAAGAUAUUGGAAGAAAAGGCCAAAUUGACAGCUGUCACAGAGGAGUACAACACCCUUGUACCAGAUUCAGCAAUACCAUCUACAGAUGAGAUCCUUUCCGCAGACCUUCAUGCAUGGCCUUGGGAGCUGCAUGGACAAACUGACCUACUCACAAAGAAAAUAGCCUUUGACCGGGUGAUGCUCCUGAGAUGGCUGAAGGAGGAGGAGUUAACUGUCCUAAAGGAAGUCAAGCAGCACUGGGAAAGCCUAAAGAGGGAAUCGGAGAAUGUGCAAGACCUUGCUUCACAUGUGACACUUGACCUAAGCAGGCAAAUUUGACAGAGUCCUGGUGUCUUCUGAGGCUGCUGACUCUCCUCUGAAGCAUGGAGAAGAGACCUCUGCUCCCAGCUUCCGACUGAUUCAAUUGCAAGCCUAACACCAAGAAGAUAACUUCAUAGAUGACCUCCUGGAAGAGGACCUAGAUGACAUCUAUUACAGCAUCCACUACAGCUCUGAUGACGAGGAAUAUUUCACAGACUGAAGGUGUUCGUUUGGGUGGUUGCAGUUUGCACUGGGUGAAAAGUGAUUCCAUUUGUUUUGCAUAUGUGCUUUAUCUGCCUUCCUAAGGAAAAAUAGGUUGAACAUUUUAUGGAAAAUAAACGUACGUUUCUUCCUUGUUGACAAUGUGAUCAUGUGGCACAGAUUUGCGAAGGGCGCUUGUCUGUUACUGCUUUUGCUCGGUUACAUGACCAGGUCCAAUGCACCCCUUUAAAUGGCCAAUCUGCAGUUGCUACAUUCACUUUUGGAUUCUUGAAGAAUAUAAUUUAUAAAUGCCUCAUGGACAUAGUUCAACUGCCCUACUCCAUCAGAUCCCAAAAUAUAUAUAUUUUUCUACUUCAAUGUUUGUAAACAAAGUAAAUGUAAACAUACACUAGCAUGUGUCAAACUCAUUCCACGGGUGAGCCGAGUGUC
Salvelinus namaycush (lake trout) is the source of this 2649-nucleotide messenger RNA. RefSeq lists its product as uncharacterized. The record is from RefSeq and is a predicted model, not a curated record. Bases 805 to 2016 code for a protein of 403 amino acids. Lineage: Eukaryota; Metazoa; Chordata; Actinopteri; Salmoniformes; Salmonidae. The transcript has 15 exons.